Molecule: messenger RNA, 2646 nt
Organism: Clupea harengus (Atlantic herring)
Lineage: Eukaryota; Metazoa; Chordata; Actinopteri; Clupeiformes; Clupeidae
Gene: slc29a1a
Product: solute carrier family 29 member 1a
Biological process (GO): uridine transmembrane transport
Cellular component (GO): plasma membrane
Molecular function (GO): nucleoside transmembrane transporter activity
Source: RefSeq, a predicted model, not a curated record
CUAUAAAAUUGACUUGGCUAAGCUCCCUCACUUAGUAGUCUCUUCUGACUUGAGAGGCCGCCUAGGGAUAUCUGGAGUGCACACUAGGGAGUUUUCAUCUUUCUCAGUGGAGCCACAGCCUCUGGAACAACAUCUAUUGCAGCAAUUUUAUGCCUUUCAGUGAAUAGCAGUACAAUCACUGCAACCACAAAACGAAAAUGACCGCCAUCAAUCCCCCAAAAGACAAGUACCAUGCUGUCUGGAUCAUAUUCUUCAUCCUAGGACUUGGAACUCUUCUGCCAUGGAAUUUCUUUAUGACUGCAACCAUGUAUUUCAUAGAGCGGCUGAAGGACCAAUCCGAUGUUGGCAGUAAUGGUACACUGAAUGUUACCAUGGAGGGAGACAGCCGCAAUGUCCUGCAGGCGAAGUUCAGCAAUGUGAUGACUCUCUGUGCUAUGGUCCCUCUUCUCAUCUUCACCUGCCUCAACUCUUUCAUCCACCAGAGGAUCCCCCAGACGUUGCGCAUCUCAGGCUGCCUCUCCGUCAUCCUGGUGGUGUUCCUGCUGACGGCCAUCCUGGUGAAGGUGGACGUGACCCCGCUGCCAUUCUUCAUGCUCACCAUGAUCAAGAUUGUCUGCAUAAACUCAUUCGGAGCCGUUCUGCAGGGCAGUCUCUUCGGCCUGGCUGGAAUGCUCCCUGCUGCAUACACGACGCCCAUCAUGAGCGGACAAGGCCUUGCUGGAACUUUCGCUGCUUUCUCCAUGAUCUGUGCCUUGGCCUCUGGCUCUGCCCUCAAUGACAGUUCCUUUGGGUACUUCAUCACGGCCUGUGUUGUCAUCCUGCUGGCCAUCUUUUCCUACCUCGCCCUGCCCAGAAUGGAGUUCUUCCAAUACUAUGCUGAGAGCGGUGGGCUAAGACCUGCUAAUGAUGAAGAAAACAAGAUGGAUCUGUUGAAGAAAGAUGGCUCUGAAGAGAAAAGGCCAGUGGUCAGCCUGACUGGGGAGGAGAGCAAGCCAACCGUGUCUGUGUUUGGCAUCUUCAAGCAGAUCUGGGUCACGGCUUUGUCUGUGUGCUGCAUUUUUACUGUCACCAUCGGCACGUUCCCCGCAGUAACUGUGGACGUGAAAACCACAGUGUCUGAUCCUGGUGAAUGGGAAACAUAUUUUAUCCCAGUGUCCUGCUUCCUCCUCUUCAAUGUGAUGGACUGGGCCGGACGCAGUCUGACCGCUGUGUGUAUGUGGCCUGGGAAAGACAGUAUGUGGCUGCCCAUACUGGUGAUUGCACGUGUGAUCUUCGUGCCACUCUUUAUCCUGUGUAAUGUACAACCCAGGGAAUACCUACCAGUGGUGUUUGCCAAUGACGCCUGGUACAUCGUCUUCAUGAUCGUCUUCGCCUUCAGUAAUGGCUACCUGGCCAGUCUUUGCAUGUGCUUUGGUCCAAAGAAAGUGGCUCAGCAUGAGGCUGAGACAGCUGGGGCCAUCAUGGCGUUCUUCCUGUCCCUGGGUCUGGCGCUAGGAGCUGGUUUGUCCUUUGGCUUCCGGGCGAUGAUCUGAAAGACUGACACGUCAUUGGGAUGCCUGUUCUCCCAACCCUCCUGCUGAGGGCCUGGACUCUGAAGGGGGGGGGGGAGGGAGCUUCCUUUUAUUUUUUACUAUCCAGUCUCAUGUCACUCAGAGCCAGGGGCACACCCGUCUGGAUGGGGUUACAGACCCGAAGAGAACACCUGCGCCACUUCCUGCCCUUUUAUUAAUAUUGCUUAUCUGUCCUAGUAGGAAGGACUGCUACAUUAACUGUGCCAGUUGCAGCCGUGUGUCUGCGUGCUGCGGCUCCUUUGUAAACCUGGUCCUAUGGAAAACUGGAAACAAAAAAGAUAUUUGUGGUGAAUGUGAAGAACACCCUUUUUCAUCAGAGUUUAGGUGCCUAAUUAUGUGUAGACUAGUCCUGCAAGUGACGUAGAAUUAGUUAUAGAAUGUUGAACACCUCUAGGUGCUAAACAAGUUAUAAAGCCAGUUAACAGGGCUGAGUAGCAUGACCUUAGACCAGCUUGUAAAUGCAUUGCACUGAUGUUUGUGCCAAUUGUGUCUCAUUUGACUGUCAGUGCAGCAACAUAAGCCUAAACGAUGCAGCUAUUAAUAUCAGACGCAGUUACACUUGAAAAGACCGUCUGCCUGACUUCAAGCCAAUUAAGUUACUUGGGUCAACUUUGUUUUACAAAGGCUUCAGGUUUAUAAUUCAAUAUUGCAUGUACUUGUACUGUUUGAAAUGCCUGUUCCUAAAACAUUUUUAAAGACUCAACACGAAGGAAAAAUCAAUUUUAGCCUUAUUAGAUGUUUAGAUGAUUUCGGUUUUAAAUGGAUCUUGUGGCAAUUGAAGUUUAGUUUGACCAGUGUUUUUGUGCUUACUUUUUUAAAACAGCUUUUGUAUACUGUACAUAAUGACUGUAUUUUAUUUAUCGUCUGUAUGCAUUCUAACUGCUCUCAAUUUUUUUAAAGCACAGUGUGCUAUCAGGUUUGGUUUCUUGUCUGUUUAGAGUUAAGGCUCGGAUAAAAUUAUGUAAUGGCGAUGUUCUGCUCUGUUGCCAUUGUUGUAUUGUUUAUUCUCGAACAACUGCCAAAUUGUAAUCUGUGAAGAAGGAAAAAAAUACAGUGUGUUUGUAUACAUUUCUUA